Messenger RNA from Clonostachys byssicola, 390 nucleotides. The record is from the annotation of a GenBank genome assembly. Lineage: Eukaryota; Fungi; Ascomycota; Sordariomycetes; Hypocreales; Bionectriaceae.
AUGGAAAAUGUUGCGGGCGGCCGAACUAGACACCCUACCGUCCACGUCCCAAUAAUUUGCGAGCUCUGGAAUGGGGAACAGGUUGUGCGGUGUAGGGGGCCAAGCCUCGUGACGGAGUUCAUCAUCCUCAACCCGGACAAAAAACUUGAAAGCCCCCCUGAAGUGGUAGUCCAGGAUCGGGAUGACGGGCUUGACGGGCUGGAGAAACAUCUUGAAGAUACCGGUCCAACUCACAAGACUUUUGUCAUACGAAGUACGCCUGAGUAUGUGCCAAGCAUUUCUUUAAAUAGCGAUAAGGGCUCCGGAAAAUGGGAGCUUUGGGUGUUUGCAGCCACCGGAUGCAUCCUCCAGCUCGGUGUUGUGACGUUCGGAGGGUUUCCAACGUACUAG